Trachymyrmex cornetzi is the source of this 1243-nucleotide messenger RNA. It is a transcript of the gene slx1, whose product is annotated as structure-specific endonuclease subunit SLX1. The transcript is spliced from 4 exons. Gene Ontology annotation, molecular function: crossover junction DNA endonuclease activity; 5'-flap endonuclease activity. Gene Ontology annotation, biological process: double-strand break repair via homologous recombination. The record is from RefSeq and is a predicted model, not a curated record. Gene Ontology annotation, cellular component: Slx1-Slx4 complex. NCBI's taxonomy places the organism in Eukaryota, Metazoa, Arthropoda, Insecta, Hymenoptera, Formicidae. The coding region runs from base 346 to 1161 and encodes 271 amino acids.
CGUAGCCCUACUCUAUGUGGUAUAGUAUACGUCACGUGUACUAUAUAUUUCGAGUAAAAUUUUUCUCAGAGGAAGUUUGGAACGUAGCCCAAGAAUAGGGGCCCUGAUCGCAGUAUUUUGCGGUUGACAGAUUUUCUAACCUCAAUAAUCAUCAAUUUCAACGCUUAAUAUCUCGAUUCGCGAGGCCGACCGCAGCAAUUUUCUGCCGGAUUCUUUCGUUUUAAGUGAAAACGCGUUGACGAGCUUAAUUUCAUUAAAAUCGGAGAUGAGAUGGAGGGGCUCUUUAACAUUUACCAAUCUUGCAUACCGUGAUACGAUUCCAUAUAUAAAAAUUUUAAAUGCUCAAUGAUGGAAGAAGAGCCUGAAGUGAUAGAACAUUUUUUUGGAGUGUAUUUAUUAUAUUGUAUGAAUCCAAAAUAUAAGGGAAGAACUUAUAUAGGUUACACUGUGGACCCAAGACGUAGAAUUAAACAACAUAAUGCUGGUAAGAAGCAUGGUGGAGCAUGGAAAACUAGUAACAGAGGACCAUGGAACAUGAUCUUGAUUGUUCAUGGAUUUCCCAACAGCACUUCUGCACUUAGAUUCGAAUGGGCUUGGCAACAUCCAGAUGUAAGUAGGCGACUAAAACACGUUCCUAGGAAGAAGUCAUCACAGAAGGUACUUGAUUUUCGAUUGAUAGUCCUCUGUGAGAUGUUAAAAAUUGGGCCUUGGUGUCGUCUACCUUUAACUAUACGAUGGUUGGACUAUCAAUUUUCAAAAAAUUAUUACGAAUACAUAUCUCCACCGUUACACAUGCCCAUAUGCUAUAGCAAAGUCACUAGUUGUAAAGUUAAACAAACACAAAAAACAAAUGAAGAUAAUAUUCUAUCACAAGAAUCACAAUUGUCAAUGAAAAAAUCAUUAAUGUUUUGUUCUCUUUGCAACUCGAGUAUGAUAGAGAAAGAUUCUGUCACUUGUGUAAAACCAAAAUGUCUUUUGAUUGUUCACUUAAUCUGUUUAGCAAAAGAAUUUUGUAAAGAUGAUAUGAUCUUGCCAAUCGAGGGUAUUUGCCCUAUGUGCAAGUCUAAUGUCCUCUGGGGAGACCUUAUAAGAAAAAAGAACGGUUGUUAUCAAGAUCUUGAAGAAAUUGAUAUUAAUUUUUCCAAUAAUGAUAACAUUUAAUCAUAUAAAUAAGAUCUUAUAAUUAUCUAAAAUAUAAUAAAUACGAAUUUUUUACCUUGUACUUCAAAUCAGUAAUCUAAGU